UCAUGGGGCCCCUGGGCAAUAGGGGAUCAUGGGGCCCCUUUGUCCUUGCCCAAACUCAAAAAAGACUAUGAAAAAGGUACCAGGGGCAUCUCAUGGGGCCCCCUACUGACCCCGGGCCCUCGGGCAGUGCCCGAGUUUCCAAAUGGUCAGUCCACCCCUGGUCAUUGGAGUGUGGGAUGAAAAUGGAGUAGCUGGAGGAAACCCACAUAUGUACAGGGGGAACAUUCAAGAUAGUGUCCAGGCUGGGAUUCAAACCCAGGGCCCCAUUUUUCUCUGCAAUACUCACCUUCUCCCCAGUGUUGUC
This is a messenger RNA of Staurois parvus, 304 nucleotides long. The record is from the annotation of a GenBank genome assembly. Lineage: Eukaryota; Metazoa; Chordata; Amphibia; Anura; Ranidae.